AUGUUUCGCCAAGAAGUUGGUGUGACGUCUUUUAUUCCAUCUUGUUCGUAUCUUUUCCAACACGAGAAGAGGAAUAUGUCCAGAUAUAACAUUUACAGCCUGUUGGACUGGAUCUACGGCGGGGUGGACCCGAAGUUCGAGGGCAACGGGGGCCCCGAGUGCGCCGCCUUCAUCGCGCCCCAGCAGCGCGUCAGCGAAAGUCUGGUCAUCGUCCUCGUCUCGGUGGUGGAGAUAUUUGUGGCGCUCAGGAAGAUACACCUCUCCAAAGAGCACAGAGUGGUGGGCAAAGACUGCACGCGGGCGAAGGAGGACAGUCUGGGCAAGAACCUGUUGCUGGUGGCCCUUUGCAUGACUUUUGGAGUGGAGGUUGGGUUCAAAUUCGCGACCAAGACAGUGAUCUAUCUGCUGAACCCCUGCCAUGUCAUGACAAUGGUUCAGAUCUUCCUGCUGGCCUGCCCGCCAUGUAAAACAGCAAUGGUUGUAUUUCGGCUGCAGGUCCAUAUGCUGAACGGUGCGUUACUGGCUUUGAUGUUCCCAGUAGUCAACACUAGACUGCUUCCGUUUGAGAAGGAGAUCUACUACAUCCAGCACUCCAUGCUGUACCUGGUGCCGCUUUACCUUUUCAGAAAAGGAGGUGUGUACAAGCCUGAGCCUCUGGGGGACAUGUGGUGGGCGCUGCUCUCCACCGGCAUCCUGUUCCUCUACCACUUCCUCUUCUUGCAGGUCCUCGGCUUGGCGACGGAGGUCAACCUGAACAACAUGCUGUGCCCGGCCGUGUCCGACCCCUUCUACGGGCCCUGGUACCGGGUGUGGGCGACGGGCCACCAGACCCUGCUGACCCUCGUCCACGGGAAGGUCCUCACGCUCCUCUCGCAGCACACGGGCUCGGCAUGCCGCUGCAUGCUGGACGUGCUCCGACCGCGCAGCAAGAAAGUCGACUGAAGGUCCACGAGGACGCCGCACAGACCUAGCCUUUCAUUCUUAAUGCCUGCUCUUAUGGAGAAUCUUUUGAUUAUUUUUUUUAUUAUUACCUUUUUAUAAAAACAACAUUUUAUUGCAUCUUUUCAGACUUAUCAUCUGUUUUCCUGAAAGAAGUGCACAUUCGAGGGGCCGGUGACUCGUCAUUAUUUGACUGCAGACGUACAGCGGGUGAAAUAAGUAUUGAACACGUCACCAUUUUGCUCAGCAAAUGUUCACCGGAUGUCGGUAACAACCCGAAUAAUCCAUAAAUACAAAGCCAAACAAAUACGUUAUGAAAUGAAGUUACGUGUAAUGAAAUGGAAUAACACAGGGGAAAGUAUUGAACACGCUGACUGAAAUGUAUACUAUAUAUAAUGUAAUACUUGGUACCAAAGCCUUUUGUUGGUAACGUCCUGUACGAAGAAACUAGUUACAUGAUGCAUUGCUCAGGUGUGAUUUUGGCCCAUUCUUUAAAUCUUCUAUGAACUCUAAUCUUUAGUUCUUUCCAUAGAUUUUCUAUUGGAUUCAAAUUUAUUGUUGCAAGACAUACUGAUGGCAUUGGAUACAGAAGGAUUUCUGAAUGUUCCAGUGAGCGUUGUUGCGGCCACAAUCCAGAAGUGGAAAGAAAAUAAUUUCACCGUAAACCGUCAACGACCAGAUUUCUGACGAAUUAUCAGAAGAGUCGUCCAAGAGCCAAGGAGCACUUGUGGAGCGCUUCAGAAAGACCUGGAAGUAGCAGGUACAAUUGUUUCAAAGAAAACAAUAAGUAAUGCGCUCAACACGUGGCCCGUAUGCACGCUCACCACCAAGACACCACUGUGGAAGGAAAAGCGUGUUAAAGUUAGCUGCAGAACAUCUAGACCACAACGGAACUCUUUGGAUGCCAUUAUACACACCAUGUGUGGAGGUCAAAUGGUACUGCACAGCACCCCAAAAACACCAGGCCAGUGGAGUUUGGAGGUGGGACCGUAAGGCUGAAUGUAAAAAUGUGGCGAGACAUUCUUGAUAACAAAUCUGCUGCCAUGAUGAUGAAGAUGAAACAAACACAGCCAAGGAAACUCUUGGCUGGUUUCAGAGAAAGAACAUAAAGCUGCUGCAAUGGCCCCGCCAACCACCUGACUUGAAUCCAAUAGAAAAAUCUAUGGAAAGAACUCCCACCUGAGCAAUGCAUCAUGGGACUAGUUUGACUUGAAGCUGUCGUUACCAACGUUACCAGGCAUGUCAGUAGCUCCUUUAGAAAUAUAUUAACUGAGCAGAAUGGGGACGUGUUCAAUACUUAUUGUACCCGCUGUGCGUGCAUUGCACACAUAUGCGGGGCGGGGGGAGCUUUUAAGGCUGGUGGUUAGCAUUGUGGAGUUGGGCGGAUUUAGCCUCUUUUCUUCUUUUCCUUAUGUUUUAUACAAUUUACAGAAACAACUUAAGUCAAUUUAGGAAAGACUUAUCCAGCUGCCUUUUUGUAAAUGUAAAGUUUUAAAGACGGGGAAAAAGGAGACACCCAAAUGUCGAUACUGAUCUGCAGUUGUUACACUUUUAGUUCUGUACGUAGUAGUUAUACUCAGUCAAAUGUUUGUGGGUAAAGCUGCCAUUUUUGUCUCAAGUGCGUUUUGAAACGGAUUGUGAAUGUGCGAGCUGUUGUAAAAGUUAUCGCCUGUUUAUAGUCUGAGAGCUUUUUUAUUUGUCAUGUCUGUCAUGACUGAAAAUACAACGGUAUUUAUGGCGUCCCCCUGUUCCCCUUUGACCUCACACAUGUUCAGGGUAUGAAAGCAAUUUUAUAGCGGCUUCCUGUGCGUUUCUGUCUCGGCCUGUUCGGAUCAUUCCAGUUGAGAUAAUCAGGGGACACGAGGAUGUAGUACGUUUCACGGAUCUACACUGGGGUGUCAUUCUUUUCUUUUUCUUUUUUAACUCUGCCAAGGGAAGUCGUGUUUUUGUCUGUUAUUUUGAUAUUGGAACAUAUUUAGUUGGGUAUAAACUUCAGUCGUCGAGAUGAAUGUGACAUUUGCCAAGAUGGAGAGGAUCUUGACAAAAUAUGUAUCUGGGCUUGACUUGAAUUUGUUGCUUGAUCUUACAAGGCAUCCUGAAUUCAAUCCACCACAAUGACUGUGACGGCGAGUCACGGGCUCAGUUUAGUAUCCAAAAAGAACUACGAAGUGCAUCGGAUGAUCUGCAUGAGGUCACUUUGGGGUCACUGAUUGACAACCCACUCGAAAUUAAGUAUUAACCAGCAUUGGCAAUUGGAAUAUUUAGGUCAUGGUAUAUAUCAUUUAAAGUGUGUAUUACUGCAGCAUAUACUGUAUUUUACUGUAAAUCUUUUUUAAAAAGGGAUAAAACAAACUUUUGUAUUUCUAUUGGUUCCAGUGUAUGUGCUGUAUUGACAAUAAAAGUGUUUUCAGUUAACCAAA
This is a messenger RNA of Cyclopterus lumpus (lumpfish), 3359 nucleotides long. RefSeq names its product transmembrane protein 164. Bases 1 to 942 code for a protein of 313 amino acids. The transcript is spliced from 6 exons. Lineage: Eukaryota; Metazoa; Chordata; Actinopteri; Perciformes; Cyclopteridae. The record is from RefSeq and is a predicted model, not a curated record.